AUGUGUCAAGAGCUAGGGCCGCUCACCUGUGUGGUCUUGACUGUCCCACAGAAGUAUGUGAACACAACAGUUGGUGGGAAUAUCACUCUCCUCUCCACAUAUACAACACAGACGGAUUCAUCUAACCUGUUUAUCCAGUGGAGUUUUUACAGUGCCCAAGACAGAAAAUUAAAUACGCAGGCCCUGUGCCAGUAUAUGGAUGAGAAGUCCACCAGGGACUGUCAAAAGAUGGUAUAUGUGGUAGAUGCUCGGGGAAGAUGUAGCUGGAGACACCAGAUCUACUUUUCUCAGCGAGGCCAGGCAAGUUCCUAUGGAGAGUUCCGAGGCAGAAUCCAAGGCGUGAACAGCACUGGAAAUGCCUCCAUAACUAUCUUCAACAUGCGAGCAUCAGAGACCGGUAUAUACACCUGUGAAGUUUUCAAUCCUGCGGACUCAGGAACCCAGGGCCAAAAACAUGUGAUUGUCAGCGUACUAGUCCCGCCAGCCCAGCCUCACUGCAGCCUUCGUGGGACACCUGAGAUGGGCCACCUCAUCUCCCUGUAUUGUUUCUCUGAGGGAGGUUUGCCUUCUCCGACCUACCGGUGGGACAAAGUAUCUGGGGACAUAGUCACGCCAGUGACAGACACCUACA
Molecule: messenger RNA, 631 nt
Organism: Gekko japonicus
Lineage: Eukaryota; Metazoa; Chordata; Lepidosauria; Squamata; Gekkonidae
Product: V-set and immunoglobulin domain-containing protein 1-like
Exons: 5
Biological process (GO): maintenance of gastrointestinal epithelium; epithelial cell morphogenesis
Cellular component (GO): plasma membrane
Source: RefSeq, a predicted model, not a curated record